CAUCCUUCACUGGCUGGUCACUCACAAACAAGCCGGAGAGCCAAGAGCUUCAGCUCAACUGUGCCCAUUCGUUUCUUCCUCUUUGUUUGGUGUUUGUCCUCCGGCCGGCCUCUGUUUUCUAACGGAGGUGUCUCACCAUAGUCUUGCUACCAAGGGCACUCUCUCUAGAGCUGAGCACCAUCUUCCUCAAGGCAGCUAGCGACCAUGGUCUCCCCUGACACCAUCCGCACGGCCAUCGGUGUCAUAGGCAAUGGGACCGCCCUGGUGCUCUUCCUCUCCCCAGUGCCUACCUUCAUCCGCAUCUGGAAGAAAGGGUCUGUGGAGCAGUACUCGCCGAUCCCGUACGUGGCGACGCUCCUCAACUGCAUGAUGUGGGUGCUGUACGGCUUGCCGGUGGUGCACCCGCACAGCAUGCUGGUGAUCACCAUCAACGGCACCGGCAUGGCCAUCCAGCUCACCUACGUCACGCUCUUCCUCCUCUACUCCGCGGGGGCGGUGCGCCGCAAGGUUUUCCUCCUGCUCGCCGCCGAGGUGGCCUUCCUCGGCGCCGUCGCCGCGCUGGUGCUCACCCUGGCGCACACGCACGAGCGGAGGUCCAUGAUCGUUGGCAUCCUCUGCGUCCUCUUCGGCACCGGCAUGUAUGCCGCCCCGCUCUCCGUCAUGAAAAUGGUGAUCCAGACGAAGAGUGUCGAGUACAUGCCCCUGUUCCUGUCUCUGGCUUCCCUCGUGAACGGCAUCUGCUGGACCGCCUACGCGCUCAUCCGCUUCGACCUCUACAUCACCAUCCCCAACGGGCUGGGCGUGCUGUUCGCGGUGGCGCAGCUAGUCCUGUACGCCAUGUACUACAAGAACACCCAGAAGAUCAUCGAGGCACGCAAGCGCAAGACGGACCAGGUCGCCAUGACGGAGGUGGUCGUCGACGGCAGCGGCAGGGCCUCCAACAACAACACCUACUGAUAUAUCGAUGAGUACUUUGUACUACGUACGUGAUGACAACAACUAGCAGGUGACCACCAAUACAAGCAAGAGCUGGCGCCCACAAGUACGGGGGCUACAUAUAUACGCCAACGUCUGUGUGUGUAUCUAGCAUUAGCAGCGUCCUUCUUCCUGAUGAAAGGAUGAUCGAUGCAUAUGCAUCUUAUUAAGCUCUCGGUCGUCGUCUCGUCUAUCAAUUACUAGCUUUUAUACUUUCCAUGAAUCCAUCCUUCCUAGUAACGAAACCUUUGGCCACUAAGCUAAUUAAUAUAUGCUAAAGCAUUUUGAUUCGA
Molecule: messenger RNA, 1268 nt
Organism: Sorghum bicolor (sorghum)
Lineage: Eukaryota; Viridiplantae; Streptophyta; Magnoliopsida; Poales; Poaceae
Product: bidirectional sugar transporter SWEET4
Exons: 5
Coding region: 205-957 (250 amino acids)
Biological process (GO): carbohydrate transport
Cellular component (GO): membrane
Molecular function (GO): sugar transmembrane transporter activity
Source: RefSeq, a predicted model, not a curated record